Myotis davidii is the source of this 1836-nucleotide messenger RNA. RefSeq names its product CENPB DNA-binding domain containing 1 (gene CENPBD1). Gene Ontology annotation, cellular component: nucleus. The record is from RefSeq and is a predicted model, not a curated record. Gene Ontology annotation, molecular function: DNA binding. Lineage: Eukaryota; Metazoa; Chordata; Mammalia; Chiroptera; Vespertilionidae.
CCUUCAUUCUGGAGGCAAUCAUGCCCGGGAGAAGGCCGCCAAAGGCAGUCCCAAAUGCCGAAAGGGAACGCAAAGCAAUUCCCCUGGACAUAAAAUUAGAACUGUUACGACGGUUUGAAGUGGGCGAGAAGCUCAGCCAGAUCGCAAAGGCCUUGGACCUUGCUGUCUCUGCAGUGGCGACGAUCCGAGAUAAUAAAGAAAAAAUAACAGUGAGUUCCCAAGUAGCUACUCCCUCAAGGGCCGCUCGGUUGACUCGCCAUCGAAGUGCAGCCAUGGAGACUGUGGAGCCGGUGCGCCUGUGGCUGGAAGACCAGAGCCAGCGGAACCUGCCGCGUGUUGCCAUGAUCCAGGAGGAGGCUAAGAGUUUGCUUGAUGACUUACAGCGUGAACUGGGGGAAAGCUCUCAAAAAGAAACCUUUGGUGCCAGUAAAAGGUGGUUUGUUUGGUUCAAGGAGCGCCAUCGUUUGCCCCACUUCCAGAUGAAUGGCACAGCUUCUAGCAACCGGGACACAUACCGGGAAGCGCUGAAAAGCAUCAUCGAAGACGGUGAGUACACCCCCCAGCAAGUUUUUAAUGUCGAUGAGAUAGGGCUUUAAUGGAAGAGAAUGCCUGAAGGAACGUUUAUUUCUGUGGAGGAAAAAGCUCAGCCAGGGUUUCAAUCGUCCAAAGACCGUUUGCUGCUGCUGCUUGGUGGCAACGCAGCUGGGGACUUUAAGUUGAAGCCCUGACUGGGGUACCACUCAGCAACCCCCCGCCCGGGCUCUGAAGGGGUUCUCCAGGCCCAAGUUGCCUGUGCUUUGGCGCUCAAACGGAAAGGAUCUCUGGACCCUGGCAACCAAGAGCAUUUUUCUUGAAUGGUUCAAGUACUUUUUUUGUCCUGCUGUUGAAAAAUACUGUGCCAAAAAUAACCUAAGCAACAAAGCAUUGCUCAUCCUGGACAAUGCACCAUGCCACCCAGUCAGUUUGAGUGACCUGUCUGAUCAUGUAAGAGUGGAAUAUCUUCAUGACAAUGCAGCUGACUCCAUCCAGCCCAUGGGUCAAGGCGUAGCCUCCACCUUCAAAGCUCACUACCUGAGAAGGACUUUUGAGCACAUGCCAGCUAGAAGCAACAGAUGGGGAGGAUACAGCUACGAUCAGGGAGUUUUGGAGAAACUACAACAUCUUGGAUGCUGUAGACAACAUUGCAAUAGCUUGGGAGGCACUCAGGCCAGCAACAAUGAACAGUGUGUGGAAGAAAAUUUGGCCCCGGUGUGUUCACUUCCAGAAUUUUUCCCAAACAGAUAACAUUGCACAGCUUCAAAAAAACCAUGAUGACCCUUGCCAGGACUCUGGCUUUUGAAGAGCUUGUGAAGUUGACGUGGACCAGGUGCUACAGUCACAGGAGGAUGCUCUUUCUAGUGAGGAGCUGAUGCAGCUGGAACAGGAGCCAGCAGGAGAGGAGGAGAGUGAAGACACUUAACCGGCUCUGUGUCAACUAACCACAGGAGAACUCUCAGCACCCUCUCACAUUUUGAGGCUGGCUUACAGAUCCUUACCAGUAGCAGCCCAAUGAUGAGUGGAAACUGAAAGCUUCGAGAGCCAUCAGUGGUGCCAUAAAUUGCUACAGGGAAUUGUAUAAUGGGAAAAAGCGAUGGUUAAAGCAACUAUCUUAGGUUGUUUUCAGUGUGUCUAACCAAAAGUUAAAGUAAAGCCAGAAGCAACAAAAUGACCUCAAUGGAUGAGGCUCAGCCAAGUCUCUCUGCUUCCAGAGAUUUAACAUCCCUGAAAACCCUAUUUCUGAUAUUUUAAUUUUGAGACUUGAGUAUCAAAUUUUGUCAUUAAAAAUUUAUUUAAAUA